This is a messenger RNA of Jatropha curcas, 2150 nucleotides long. Its product is annotated as Galactose oxidase/kelch repeat superfamily protein. Gene Ontology annotation, cellular component: nucleus. NCBI's taxonomy places the organism in Eukaryota, Viridiplantae, Streptophyta, Magnoliopsida, Malpighiales, Euphorbiaceae. The record is from RefSeq and is a predicted model, not a curated record. Gene Ontology annotation, molecular function: protein binding.
CAGUUUUAUAACGCACUCUCUUUCCCUUUAUCAGUUCUGCUUCUUUCUGAUACAAACUAUCCCAGAUACCUCUCUGUCUCUCUCUCUCUCUCUUUUAUACUCGCCGGACUCCGGAUAUAUGUUCGACGGGAAAAUUUCCCGGCAAGUUCUCCGGUGACCCGAAAUCAGAGAUCCGCCCUAUGUUUAAUUAUUUCAGGUAAUAAUUCUGUUCGUAUUGCGGGAAACCAAUUGGAAAAAUUUGCCGACAAAUCUUGGUAAUUGGGUCACACCGCUUGGACUCUGUUGUAUCUUUGUUUGCGAUUCUUUUCUCUAUAAUUCCGGCAUGAUUUCUCAAAAUCCGAAUUUUCUGCUCUUUCUUUGGUAAUUGGAUAAAGAAGUGUUGUUUUUUAUUAUAGAAAAAGAAUAAUUUGCCUGAGGAAUUGUGUAGGGAUAGUGGGAGUGUGAAAUGGAGGUACAUAAUGCUGUUUUGUUGAAUUAAUGGAAAAGAUAAAUAGAUGGAGAGUGAUUGUCUUCAAAGAUCGCAAUUUGUUUUCAGGUUAUUGGGAGAAUAAUCAAGAACUCUGGUAUAAGUGCAAUUGUUUGAUAAUUUAUUAGGAUUGUUUUUCAUUUGGGGAAUUUGCCUGAGUUUUCUUUGGGUGAUAGCAAAGAUUGGUUAAUAAUACAAAGAAACAACUUAUUUAGAUUACAAAAUCGAUGGAGGAAGAAGAAGUAAUGGGCCAUUCAAUUAUAAAUACAAGGGGAGGAGUAAAUGAUGGUCGUUUACGAUUAGGAUCAAGUGAUGCACUCCUCCCUGGUCUUAUUGAUGAUGUUGCAUUAAAUUGUCUAGCUUGGGCUUGUAGAUCGGAUUAUGCUUCAUUAUCUUGUAUAAACAAGAGGUUUCAUGGGCUAAUUGGAAGUGGAUAUUUGUAUGGGCUAAGGAAGCAAUUGGGAAUUGUAGAGCACUGGGUGUAUCUAGUUUGUGAUCCGAGGGGAUGGGAAGCAUUUGAUCCCAUGAGAAAGAAAUGGAUGGCUUUGCCCAAGAUACCUUGCGAUGAGUGUUUCAAUCAUGCAGAUAAGGAGUCAUUGGCUGUGGGUAGUGAAUUGCUGGUUUUUGGGCGUGAGCUCUUUGAUUUUGCUAUAUGGAAAUAUAGUUUGAUUCGUCGCGGUUGGGUAAAGUGUGAAGGGAUGAAUCGCCCCCGUUGUUUGUUUGGAUCAGGUAGUUUUGGUUCUAUUGCUGUUGUUGCAGGAGGGAGUGAUAAGAAUGGGAAUGUUUUGAAUUCAGCAGAGUUAUAUGAUUCUUCAACAGGCAAAUGGGAAAUGCUACCGAACAUGCAUUCGCCACGUAGAUUGUGCUCUGGUUUUUUUAUGGAUGGCAAGUUCUACGUGAUUGGUGGGAUGUCAAGUCCCACUGUUUCAUUGACUUGUGGUGAGGAGUAUGAUUUUGAGACAAGGAAGUGGAGGACAAUAGAAGGAAUGUAUCCAAAUGUUAAUCGGGCUGCUCAAGCUCCUCCGCUUGUUGCAGUCGUGGAUAACCAGCUAUAUGCUGUUGAGUAUUUAACUAACAUGGUGAAAAAGUAUGACAAGGUGAAAAACACCUGGGAUGUGUUGGGGAGGCUUCCUGUGAGGGCUGAUUCUUCAAAUGGUUGGGGCUUGGCUUUCAAGGCUUGUGGAAAGGAGCUUCUGGUUGUGGGUGGGCAGAGAGGCCCAGAAGGUGAAGCUGUUGUUCUUAACUCUUGGUGUCCAAAAUCUGGAGUCAAUAAUGGUAUUUUGGACUGGAAGGUUCUUGGUGUGAAGGAGCAUGUUGGUGUGUUUGUUUACAAUUGUGCAGUUAUGGGUUGUUGAGGAUUCUUUUAGAUUGACUCAACCGAGAGUGAAGGUUACAGCAAUCUGACUUGCUUUUAAGGUGCUGCCCAAACGUUUAUUUGAUUGACUAGAAUUAAUUUGUCACUGAGAUAGCACUUCUCAAUAUGAUAAUUUGGUUUCCUUUUCUUAACACCCUUGUAUUUAAAUUUGAGUGUUUCACUUCAAGAUUCUGCAUUUUAUUUGCUUUCAAGAGUACGGAGUAAGGUUACUUGGGAAAAUACUCUGUUCUCUCUUUCUCUUUUCUUUCCCUACUGUUAAGUUACAUUUCUGAUCACAGCUAAUAAAUUGAGAAAACCAUUAUUGUUUCA